UUUUAUUCAAUCGAGGCAAGUGUUUGCACCAUUGACUUUGUGUACAUGCGCUACGUCAUCGAUGUAAUAAAAUUGUAAGGGAUUAAUAUGCCGAUGUUUGUAAAAGUCAAUUUGGGCCAAUUAGGAUUUAUACUUUAUGACAAUAGCGGUUUAAAUGAUGUGCACUGAUGACAAAUGAACUUAAUUGGGUGUGAUUACUGCGAAGUUAGCGAGAAGGGCAAGUGCGAAUCACAGUUCCAGUUGGUACAAACAAGAUGCAGAUAAAAAAUGGCACUGCGAAGUUUGUAGAUGUGCUAAGUUGGACAACGCCUAAGCCCUUGGACAUGACCAACCAGCAAAAACAACCAAUCAUCAGAGACAUGGCUUGUCAAAAUAUUUUUCAGCAAAUCAGCACAAGGCCGCCUUGGAGAGACAGUUCUGCGUUCCCAGGAACCCAUGAGGAAAAUCGUACUGGCCAAACUGUCCAAGGAUGACAAGCUUGACCCCAAGCUCCUUCAGAAUGCCUACCACCUGGCUAAGCGGGAGCUCCCCAAGGAGGAAUUUCAGUACCACCUCCAGCUUGCCAGGGCCAUAGAGUGAAAAACACCAGUUGGACUCAGAAGAUGAUGAUGAUGAAUAUGUGUAUUCAAACUGUGUUACAAACUUUUACAAAAGGAUGCGGGAGACAUCAUUAAAGGAGCAGAUGAGACUCGCUGAUGAUGAUGAUGAUGAAGAUGUGGAAGAGGACUUGUUCAAGUAUACAGUGCAACCAGCCUUUUCUUCCAUUGAUGAUAGCCUUGUUGUCGGGGAUGACAAUUUAAGCAACAAUGCUUGUAUGUCAUCAUCCCCAGAGAGGAAUACAAACAGCAGUCUCCUAGUGAAGUCUCCCACCCCACCACCUUCACCUCCCAAACAGCUCCCUAAAAAAGCACGGAACACAAAGAAGAGAAAACAACUCCAACGUGCCAUGGAAUGCCUGUCCUCUGAUAUCCGUACGGCCCAAAGUGAACUUGUGGCUGCGAACACAUCAGCUGACUAUGAUGUACUGGUGUUGGAAGACGAAGACAGCGAACAGGUGACCAUGCGGGUCGCCAUACAGGGCGAUAUUGAAAGGUUCACGUAUAAAAUGGACGACCCGUUCGAAAACAUGAUGAAUAUGAUCAAGGGGACUAAGGCUUGUGAUAGGGUGAUGUUGGUGUUUAAUGACUGCACCAUUUCCCGGCACGACACACCCAGGGUGGUGGGAUACUCUGUUGGUGAUAUUAUUACCUGCCACCUACUGAAUGGAGAAGAGUCAUUUAUGGAAGACUCCCAUACAGAUACUUCAUCAGACUGUGUGGAGAUUGUGGUCCAGUCGAAUUUCUCUCGACAAAAAGAAGUCAUAUUGGCCAAGAUUAAGUGUCCCAUGUCUGCUGUGCUGAGUGAAUAUGCCUCCCGCAUCAAGACUCCGGCUGAAGAUCUAGUGUUGAACUUUGAUGGUGAUGUAGUGGAUGUUACCCUUACACCAGAGGACCUUGAGGUUGAAGCAGGAGACAUCUUUGAUGUGAAAAGAAACAACGUUGUUAUUAUAAGAUGAUCUAUAUUGUCACCUGCAGUGUUAUUGGACUUCUUAUAGGCGAGCGUUAGACAGUUGGAGUUAAAAACAUCUGGGAGAGAUUUUUAAUGUGCCAAACAGAAUGUUUGAAUGAAUAUAGUUCAAUUUAUUCUGGUAACUCUUAAGGUUACAUCAUUACAUUACUAUCAUUCCUUUUAAUGUAUUGAACAAAAUCCUUAUGGCCCACAGGAAUACUGUAUGCAGUUGUAUGCACAAGAAUGAUUUAUCAUUUGGUUUAUUGUGACAGUGAAUUUUGUCAUUUUGAUUGCUAGUUGAUUGAUUGAUUGAUUGAUUAAUCAAUGUUUAUUCAAGUUAUAAUACACCCAAUAUAUAUUUAUAUUUAGUAAAACUUAAUGCAUUAGACUAAAUGUUAACAAUUGAGGUAGAGUAUAUAGCUUACAUACUACCAAAAAAUAAUCACAUAACACGCUACAAUCAAAUAUACAGGCAGGAUAAAUAAAUUGCUACAAAAUAUUAAGUGCAUUUGUAAACUAAGAAUUUAGAAGCUAUAGUUGGUAACUUGAGCUUAGUUUAGUGUUUAAUUACCUAAGAUGGUACAUUUGUCAAUAUUUAAAAAAAACCCUUCUAGAUCAGAUCAUGUUCUUGAGAAAUUGCUAAAAAAAAUGAAACUUGAUAACUUGUUUGCUCGAGAAUAAUUUUUCUUUGAAAACUUUACCAAAGUUUUUAAUCACCAUAUCCUAUAAGAUAUAAAAUUUUAUAUGAUUUUCUAUAAUUUCGAUGUUACAAGGUAAAAUGAGUUAAGAUUUAUAUUGAGUAUUUUUUUAAAUAUUGGGGCCCAGAUCUUGUAUAUAAAAGCAGUUAAGGUGGAACGCGACUAUGAUUUUUAUUUCGAGUUACUUUCUGAAAAUUGGUAUACGAAUAGAAGAGCAUAUGCCCAGUUAGGGACUGUUUUUACUUUUUCAAUAUUCGGAACAGUUUUGAAUCUACGAGUCUUCAAAAUAUGCCACUGACCUCAAUUUUGAGACGUCUGUCAUAUUUUUGCAUUCCAACUACAAUAACCGAUAUUUUCAUCAAUUCUUCGUUUACAGCUAUGAAAUUUCAACGUCAAGUGCGUCUUGUGAAAACGUUCACGCUCAUAUAUUUUUCUUUCUUUUGAUGAACGUUAUUGUUUCUAAAUUCGUCUAUAACGUCAUUUUUCGCGGGAAAAACGGCGUCGUGUUUCGCUGAAAAAAGUGCGCCUUUCUUAAAUUCUUGAAAAAACUGCUCGUUUAAUUUUUGACUUUUUUAAAUACAUGUAUUCAAUGUUUUAUUACAAAUCACCUGAUAUCAAGAAAAGGGUACCUCACCGACUUCGUUUUUGCGCAGUAUCAAAUAAUCUAACCCCUAUACCUGUUUCUUUUUCAAUACGUAAUGUAUUCAAACGUUUAGCAUGACGUUAAUCGAAUUGUUUUUGUUUAUUAAAUGGAAAUAUUAGAAAUCUUAGUGUCUGAUCAGUUUUAUGUUAGGGAUAUUUGUAAUUGUUGUAGUGCAAAAUAUCUAAUUCCACACAAGACGGGCACUGAAUAACCAGCUUUAUAAAUCAAUGACUUAAAUCUGGCAGCUAUUUGAAUGAGAGGCUUUCUUAAUUAUUAAGCAAUCUCAAUUGCCGAAUUAUAAUAUUUUGAUAAAACAUAUCAAUACUCGUUCCAGUCACUAUGCUAUGAGCUGUGACUAUGCUGAUUAGUGCUUUGUUUUUUGUAUAUACAUCUAUGUAGUAAUAACGCAACAAUAAACGGUUCUACUACUUUAUUAAUUACCAAUUUCGUUAAUAAGUAUCAGUAGAUAUCUGCAGUUAUAUCCAGUUAUAAGGCUCUAAACUAAGCAAAAGCAUAGUAAAUCCAGUGCGUGACACUCAUUUCAUACACAAAAUAUAACUAACAAAUCAAAAAAAUGAUAAUCGACAGAAAUCUGCUUCUGAAUAUUACGGGAAAAAAAUUGUCCUUUACAGUUUUGAACUUGAGUUUACAUUCCAUUUAUUUUUAAUUGAUCGAAAUCAGCACUGGUGAAUUAAGAUUUAAUUUAAAUGAACAAGUACAAGUGUGAACUUGAAAUCCUAGCUAUCUUCUCUAGAAUGUCUUCAAAUGUAAUAAAACUUGAUGAUAUGGCAAGGUAUGCUUAUACUUGGAAAGAUAUUCUUGUCCAAGGCUUAUACACAUAAUGUGCGAACGAAAUGGGGUAUUGUUUUGGUUGAAUAUAAUCUAUAACAAUAUGAUUAUAAAUAUGUAUGAAAAUUUUAAUUUAAAAAAGUUAACCAGUUCAAAUUUUGGUGGCAUUGACCAAUUUCUUUUUGCGUAGAAAAAAAUGUUCAAUGGUUUAAUUAUGUCUUAGUGACAGUAAGUCUCGGUAUGACUUGGAAUUGUGUUCACUUUGUUUUUAAAUUUGUAUUAAGUUAUGUUUAUUAAAACUUAA
Messenger RNA from Mya arenaria, 3982 nucleotides. Its product is annotated as NFATC2-interacting protein-like. Bases 656 to 1555 code for a protein of 299 amino acids. Gene Ontology annotation, biological process: cytokine production; positive regulation of transcription by RNA polymerase II. NCBI's taxonomy places the organism in Eukaryota, Metazoa, Mollusca, Bivalvia, Myida, Myidae. The record is from RefSeq and is a predicted model, not a curated record. The transcript is spliced from 10 exons.